This is a messenger RNA of Cryptomeria japonica (Japanese cedar), 1907 nucleotides long. RefSeq lists its product as uncharacterized. Lineage: Eukaryota; Viridiplantae; Streptophyta; Pinopsida; Cupressales; Cupressaceae. Bases 485 to 1498 code for a protein of 337 amino acids. The record is from RefSeq and is a predicted model, not a curated record. The transcript has 3 exons.
GUUCAUUCAUAACCAUUUGGCUAUACAUGCAUUUGUAACACUAAAAUACAUUGUUCGGACAGCAUCCGUGUUUAAUGGCGGGUCUAAAGUGGCGAUAGUAGGGCAGUUCACGAAGUGGGACUGAGAAGCACUUCCCAUUCCCGUUUUUCUGUCAACCUAAGUAGCAGAUCACUAAUUUAAAUUCCUUUCUGAUUAGUAAGAACAAUUGGCAUCUUUCUACUGGGUGCUCAACCGUUUAAUUGAAGAGGAGCAUGGUAACCGUUGAGCUUUCACAUCGCAAUCAAGAUCAAAGGUUUUUGUCUGGGCUCUUACAACAGUAUUCAAAGUGCUCAGUGGUUUGGCCAAAGUUUUCUAGGUUGCAUCCAAGUAUACCAAAAGCCACAGUCAUUUCUUUAUCUCCAGGUUAUGAUAUAAAAUAAUUCAUUUCAUGCUGUAUAUUCUGUUGCAUAUCUGGGCUGUGAUUCCUUGAGAAUCAGUGCUUUGGAUGGCGCCAACUAAAUUUCCUAUGUGGAAGAGGGACAAAGGGUUUAUGCCAUGCAUUGUGCGUGUAUUUCUAUUUGCAGCUGUAUGUGCGUUACUAUUGCUUGUUUGGGUGGCUGUAAAGCCCCUUUCACUUUGCAAUAAUGGGAAAGAAUCCUUGCAUGGUGUGCAUAUAAUGGAAGAACCUAUUACCGAUGGUAAAGCCACAGGAAAUAUUGAAAAGUUCAAUUGUAUAAGAUGCCCACAAGCUGCUCCUGUAGUUGCGAACAAGGUUGAGGGUGUUCAGCAUCCUUUUUUUAUCUCACUUGCUGACCUGGGUUCACCAGAAAAGCCAAAUAGGAAUUUCCUCAGGAUGCUUAAGGGAAAGCCUUUUCGUAAGCCAGACAUAUCUCAUACCAUUCAGGAAGUGCUUGGAAAUCUAGAGACAAGUGGAUUUGAUUCAAGAAAAGGAAUUGUUGUUGAUGUUGGUGCAAAUGUGGGAAUGGCAGCAUUUGCAGCUACAGCAAUGGGUUACAAGGUAGUGGCUUUUGAGGCUGUCUUUGAGAACUUGCAGCGUCUUUGUGAUGGAAUGUACCUGAAUCGAGCAGGUGAUAUGGUGACUUUCUACCAUGCAGCUGUGUCAGAUGUGCCAGGCAACCUAACUAUGCAUAAGGUGGUCGGACGACUUGACAACAGUGCAGUUUCUGCAACUGGUGCAAAGUUGGCAUUCAAGUCCAAUGAACUCAUACCAGUUAGUGUAAGAUCCAUAACCCUAGAUACAGUGAUUCAUCAGUCUGAGCUAGUAAUUCUACUCAAGAUUGAUGUGCAAGGUUGGGAAUACCAUGUUCUGAAAGGUGCAACCUCCUUAUUGUCAAGAAAGCCUGGUGAUGCUCCCUACAUUAUAUAUGAAGAUGAUGAGAGACUGCUGCAUGAGAGCAACACAAGCAGUAACGACAUCAAAGAAUUUUUAGCCAGCAUGGGUUAUAAUUCUUGUACAAAACAGGGUACAGAUACACAUUGUAAAAAGAAAAUAAGCUAGAUACUUAAUACAGCUAAGGCUCUUCGUCUUCUUGAUGUGCUAUGUUACAUCUUUUUCCAAGAGUUGGGUCUACUUCUGCAUCCACUCAAUUAAUUUCCAUACUCAUUUUUAUUGGUGGUGUUGGGAUGUAUUCAUACAUCUCAAUUUUUUCACUCUAUCGGUUUGAAUAUAAUAUCCUUCAUCUGCAGUAGGGUGUUAUGAAUGUAUUCAUUAUCGUCAUAGAAAGAGAAGGUAUGCAUCAAAUCUUGCUAGAGUUCUCCCUAGUCCUCCUUUCUUGGUUGAUGUACGAGGUUUGUACCAUUGGCAUUAAGGUCCAAUAGGACAACUGUAUGUAUAACCUAUUAUCAUACUCUCUUUUUCCUUUCUAUACUAUUAUGCAUAUCUUUAAGUGGUGCUCGGGUUGGACUGA